UAAGAUGCUGAGUUUCCAGCGCACUCAGGCUUAGAAAGGAAAGUGACAGCAGCCCCACUUAAGCUCGACUAUUGAAGCUUCCAGAGAGGUUAAGAGUAAGCACGGAAAGGAGAAAAACAAGGUGGCGAGCCCACCGGGAGCCCUAGCAAGAGACGACUUGCCACAUCCCUGCAAAUACAGUCGGGUGGGUGGGCAUUUCUGGUUCUUCUGCAAGGAAGAUCCUUCCUUGCCUGGGCCCACAAAAGAUGCUGAAACAAUCCCACCUCGCCAUGCCUUGGCUCUGCCUGUUCGUGGUGGCUUUUGUCACGCACCCAGCCUGGUCCCAGAAGACCCCUAAGCGUAAGACGCCGGCACAGCUCAAAGUGGCCGCCUGCUGUGAGGACGUGAAGGCGCUCAAGGCCCAAAUGGCCAACCUGAGCAGCCUGCUGGAGGAGCUGAGUCAGAAGCAGGAGCGGGACUGGGUGAACGUGGUCAUGCAGGUCAUGGAGCUGGAGGGCAAGGCCAAGCGCGUGGAUGCGCGUCUGGCGGAGGCCGAGACCAAGUAUUCUGAAAUGAACAACCAGGUGGGCAUCAUGCAACUGCAGGCAGCACAGACCGUCACUCAGACCUCAGCAGAUGCCAUGUACGACUGUUCUUCCCUUUACCAGAAGAACUACCGUAUCUCGGGAGUGUACAAGCUUCCUCCUGACGACUUCCUGGGGAGCCCGGAGCUAGAGCUCUUCUGUGACAUGGAGACUAUGGGAGGUGGCUGGACCACCAUCCAGAGACGCAAGAGUGGCCUGGUCUCCUUCUACCGGGACUGGAAGCAGUACAAAGAAGGCUUUGGCAGCGUUCGUGGGGACUUCUGGCUGGGGAACGAAAACAUCCACCGACUUUCCAGGCAGCCGACCCGGCUCCGGGUGGAGUUGGAGGACUGGGAGGGCACCAUGCGUGUCGCGGAGUACAGCCACUUUGCCCUGGCUGAUGAGAUGAACAGCUACCGCCUCUUCUUGGGGAACUACAGCGGCGACGUAGGGAAGGACGCCCUCACCUACCACAACAACACGGCCUUCAGCACCAAGGACAAGGACAACGACAACUGCCUGGACAAGUGUGCUGAGCUCCGCAAAGGUGGGUACUGGUACAACUGCUGCACGGAUUCCAACCUCAACAGCGUGUACUACCCCCUCGGAGAGCACAGCAAGCACCUGGAUGGCAUCACUUGGUAUGGCUGGCACGGUUCGCAUUACUCCCUCAAACGGGUGGAGAUGAAAAUCCGCCCAGAAAACUUCCACUCCUGAGAAAGGAGGCUGCGGCAGACAGAGAUGGGGACAAAAGGAGCAGGGGAGGGAGGAAGAAGAGGACGUCUCUGUAAAGCGCCAUAAAACAGCAAGUGCCAAGGGGGCUGCAGUCGACGAUGAACAAGCCACAGAUUCUGAGCAGAGCGUGGGGGGGAGGAGAGAGCUGGGCUG
Messenger RNA from Suncus etruscus (white-toothed pygmy shrew), 1451 nucleotides. RefSeq names its product angiopoietin like 7 (gene ANGPTL7). Lineage: Eukaryota; Metazoa; Chordata; Mammalia; Eulipotyphla; Soricidae. Bases 246 to 1280 code for a protein of 344 amino acids. The transcript has 5 exons. The record is from RefSeq and is a predicted model, not a curated record.